Messenger RNA from Hermetia illucens (black soldier fly), 7351 nucleotides. RefSeq names its product GIGYF family protein CG11148 (gene Gyf). The transcript is spliced from 8 exons. Gene Ontology annotation, molecular function: protein binding. The coding region runs from base 961 to 5871 and encodes 1636 amino acids. Lineage: Eukaryota; Metazoa; Arthropoda; Insecta; Diptera; Stratiomyidae. The record is from RefSeq and is a predicted model, not a curated record.
AGCUUUCGUGUUCGUGUGAUUUUCGUCCGUGGUUUCUUUAUACUACAUGUUUUCAAUAGCCGUCAUUUUUGAGUGGUGUGUGCAAAAUCGUCUCCCGUUAUUAUCGGUUUGUUUGCGACGGCGAAAAAGCGUGUAAGAAAGUUAAAAAAUCAACUACUCGCUAUACCCAACGAAUCGCUGUGCUUGUAAAGUAAAAAGGACCGUGUCCGUGCGCGUAGUUCGUCGAAGCAAGUGUUGCGAGCGAAAAGAAAAAAAAUCGCCUUGGGUUCCUUCUGUGUGUGCGGUUUGUGUCGUCGUUCUCGUCCGUCUCGCGCGGCCAAAAGAAAACCAGAACGUCGAGAGUGAAAAAAAGAAGUCGAACGGACCCCCAUUGUGAGUUCGUUGUGCUAAUUCCCUGUACCUUGGUUAGACCACGGUAGCGUGUCGAAAAACAUUUAUCGUGUCCGGGCAGGUGGCACAUAGUGGGUCGUGGAACAUUUCAUGCGUGGACAGGAUCGGGUGACGGUCUUUUAAAGGGUUUUAUAGUGUCCGAACGCAGGCACUCCACCCUGCUCGUCUGCCUGUUCCAAUCAGAAUAGGGACACCCGACGGCAAGACAACGAGGCUGCGAGCCCUCGAUCCCAUUCUUUAGAUUGAACCCGCCGUGGUCCUGGUUAGGAAGGGAACCGUGCGGCGGACUUGUAACCAGUUUUUUGAGCGCAAGGAAGACUCCAGUGGGGUUGCUGUUUACUCGGUGAAAGGGCGUUUUGAGAAGCGUAGCUGGCAGUCUAGGUCGGUUGGAUCAGGAGCAGCGAGGCCGGCCAGCUUGCCACUCGUUUGCGGACAAGCCAGUUACAUCAACCGUUCACAAUUGAACAAAUCCAACCAACAAUAAACCAAUAAAAAAAAAAGUAUUGAAAUUCUUUGCAAUAAAAAGUUUAUAAACCCGAGCAAAAAAAAAAAAAACUAAAGACUUCAACUAUGACUGAUUCAAUGAAAUUCGGACCCGAAUGGCUACGUAAUAUGUCAAGUGAUAAUUCCGGUGGUAGUGGCACAGGCUCAACAUUAAGUUCAGGCAAUAGUGGAGGUCCUGGUAGCGGUAAUAACAGUAACAAUUCAACAAAUAUAUCAACAUCAGGCAGUAAUACCACAACGUUUGGUGGUACAAAUCUUGCAUCGCUUGCGCCACGCUUUCAACAAGCCGAAUUUCGUUAUGGUCGCGAAGAGAUGCUAUCAUUAUGUCAAAAAGAUAUGAAGUUACCGGAGAUAUUGCCCAGUUUUAAAAAGUUAUUUGUUGAAAAGGAACAACUACCAUUGGCUCUGUCGCCCAGUACAGAAGAUGAGAAUAUGUUUUCCUUCACACCCCGCUCAUCAUGGUCGCUACGAAGUCCUGUUAGUUUAGCACCGCCAACGCGUAUGGGACGUGGUGGAUCAGUGGAUCGGGGGCGUGGACGACCACGUAUAUCUGGAUCUCUGGGCUUUUCUAUACGACCGCCGUGCGAUGAGAUUGGUCUACGAAUCGGUGGACGGGGUGUAGAUCGUGUAUGGCCCGAAAGAAACGGAGGAAAUGAUAUAGGCAGUGUACCAGGCGAUUGGAACGGUUCUCCAUCGUCCAGUCCACGGAAAGAGUACAAUACACACGGUCGAAGCUCAACAAUGGAGAACUGGCGAAGAAAUCGGAUUGAUGAUGAUACUGGUGAGGGCUGGCGGUCAUCAACAAACAAUUCUGGUACUGGCUCGUCGUACAGGUGGUCACGUUCAACUAGCUGGCGAGAUGAGGACUCCACCAAUCCGUUCGUUAGUAGCGGCGGAGGUAGUUCUGGCGGUGGUGGUGGCAUGGCACCAGUAACUCGCUCAUUUAGUAGUUCAGCAAGUGUAGGUCAUAGUUCUGCUGGCGGUGGAGUUCUAGAGAGGAUGAACAGCCUCACUUCGAACGGCGGCGGUUACAAACCACCGUCUCAAACAAAUAAUUCACAUGAUCCCUCCAGUUCGAAUAGUAGUAGUGGAGUUGGAGGUGCUGCAGUAUCCCGAUCCGAUGGAAAUAACGCCAGCAAUGGAAGCAGUAACACCGUUGGGUCGCAAGCAACAAGGGGAAAUGCAAUAUGGGACCAAGAAGACAUACCUGAAUGGGCCAUGGAAAACACCGCCGAGGGAGGCGGCAGUUUUGAUGCGACUGGCGCCUUUCAUGUACCGAACGAUGACGAAGAUGAGGGCGGCGGAAAUUCUAAUGAUCGUCAUCAGAUCUAUAAAUCAGCCGUGGAACCUUCUCCUCCAUCGGAAACAAGUCGGACUCAAGCUGCACCAUUAAAUGGGCAAAAAGCAUCCUCAUUAGCAUCGAAAAAUGCAUCGGAAUCAAAAUCGGAAACUGAAAGGCGAAUAUCUGAAUCACGAACCAUUGAAACUGAGGAACCAGUGAGUUCCAACCCGUUUGCGGCACUUAUAAAAAAGAAUAGCAAUCCCAAAACAUCAGAUUCGUCUAUCAAUCAAAAGCCGUCUCAAAUAGAAACUACCGAUAUGUCUAAUCCAGCGAUUCCGAUGGCAUCCACACAAAACCAGCCCGAUCAAAUCCAACAGCAGCAGCUUCAGGAUCAUCAACAAACUGCAUCCUCAAUAGCAAAUAGCAAUGCCGCGCAAGCUAUGUCGGCAAUCUUUAAAUCUAUCACCGACCAAUCGACUAACAAAAACACUAGCGCCGAACUAGCUGACAGAAUGCAAGAAGUAGCUGAUGAUAUGGUGGAGAAACUAAUCAUGGAUGACGAGAUGACGUCUACAGCUUCACCGGGCGAAACUACAUCCACCGCCGCUCAAGUUCCUCUAAUGAAAUCCACAGUGACUUCAAGCUCACCAACUGGACCUGUUGGACUUCAGCGCCCCAUUCAGGUUCAUGGUCAUCCAAUGAUGGUACCACAGCCGCAACCGACACCCAGCAAUGAGCUCUGGUAUUAUCGCGACCCGCAAAAUAAAAUCCAAGGACCAUUUACGGGGGCCGAAAUGGCCGAAUGGUAUCGUUCGGAUUAUUUCGAUGAAAGCCUAUAUGUACGACGUGUGUGUGAUUCUCGUUUCGCUACCUUAGGUGAGCUCGUUAAGAUGUGUGGUAACUCAAUGCCAUUCCUAUCUUCGCAUUUAAUACCUCCACUGCAAAUUGCACCUGUUAUGCCGCUAGGCAAUCAGCCGGCCAACGUGGUUCCUCCUGGUCCACCAUCUGUAAAUGUUAAUCAAACAAAGCCUAUAAAUCUUGUCAAUCCGAUGUUGAAUACAAGCGAUAUGGCCGCAUCAUUAAAUCUGCAUUUGCAGUAUCUUCAAAAGGAGUACCUGAUACGGCAGCACAGUCUGAUCCUUAGCAAAUUAUCAACUUCGGAGCAGUUUGCUCUGAUGAGUCCGGAACGGCAACAGCAAAUCAUCCAGCAACAGAUGACGCAAGUCUCUCUCCCAGAUAAUAUUGUAAGCCUGCCAGCGUUUAUAAAUUCCUACUACGGGGGUGCGAACCCAUCAACAUUUCCAAUGCAACAGAUGAUGCCUGGUAGUAGCAAUAAUGGCAGCGCUCCCCCGAAGACUGAUUUGAGCCAGGUUAAAAUGCCUGGAGGGCACAAUCCCUUCGCAGCUGCCAGUGGAGCUCGUGCUGAUUUCUCACUCAUUCCACAGCUCCACAAUUUAAUGCAAGGGGCGAAUACGGCACAACCACCAAUGGCUCCGACACCACAACACCAAAAUUCUGUGAAUGCAGAUGAUCCAAUUAAGGCACUAUUAAGACAACUUCAGGCACCGAAAGGAGCGAUGCCUUUGAACGUGGGAAGUGUAUUUUCGCAAAAUGUGAUUCCGGGUCUACAGCAAAUGCCAUGGCCGACAAGUAGUGGCAAUAAUUCCGCAGGUCCUGUGAGCAUGUGGGACUUCGAUCCAGUGGCAGCCAAUGUUCAUGCAGGUAUUAAGCCGGAAAUGAAAACCGAACAGCAAAUUCUUGAGGAGCAGCGGCAGCAGCAGCAACAACAACAGCAGCCACCGCCUUUGCUACCAGAAAAACAACAAAACGACGGCAAGAAAUUCAGUGUAGAUGCACCAUCUAUACCGAACAAAACCGCACUACAACCGCCUUCACAGCAAAAAGCAGUGUCGCAAACUCAGCAAAGGGAGCAGUCUCAGCCUCCCUCCCAACCCCAGCAGUCUCAGCCACCACCUCAACAGCAACAACAGCGUGCAUCUAAGAAAUCGGAAGACAAGCCCAAAUCGGUCACAUCAUCUGACGACACAUCAAAAACGAAUAAUAAAUCUGACGAAACGUUGAAAAAAUCGAAUAAAAGCAACAAAUCGGAGAAGAAGGACUCAUCGAAAUCGCAGAAGCAACAAAACGAAGAGGAUCGCAAACGUGAAGCAGCCGAAGAACGUAAGAAGCAGAAGGAGGAGAAGAAAAAACAACAAAUGGAAGAGGAACGCAAACGGCAACAGCAACUACAGGAAGAAGAAAAACGCCGCCAAAUGCUCGAAGAGAAGAAGCGACAGGAAGAAAUCGAUCGACAUCGUCGCGCCAAAAUGCUUGAGAAUGCCCCACAAAAGCUACAGAAGUCUGCCAAUAACGCAACCGAUUCACUAUCAUCCACUCGAUCGUCAGUUGCCCCCUGGUCUAAUUCUGGAUUGCCAGGCAUUGCAACUCCUGCUGCUAGUCUAGCGGAAAUCCAAAAGGCCGAACGGGAACGUCGCUACGAAGAACGCUUAGAACUUAUGAAUCAACGAAAAAUCCAACAAAUGGAAAUGCUCUCCAAGGUGGAAACACCGCUAACAUGGAAUGCACCCUCUAUCAGUGUUAAAUCUCUUGCCGAAAUCCAAGCGGAAGAGCACAAACAACAACUUGCUUUCGAACAAGCUGUGGCAGCGGCUGAACAACGAAGAAAAAAGGACGAUCAUCUAACUAGUUCACAGUCGUCAUCAUCAUUUUAUGGUGGCCAGACCGGUACGAUUUCCAAUGUACCAAGUGGUAGUGGUGUUUCUGCUCAGAGCUCUACAUCAGUCGGCUCAAUUUGGUCUUCGUGGAAUGGCAAACCAGCGUGGUCGACCACUAGUAGUGCCGGUUUCUGGGAGGAACCAGCAAAAAUACCCACUAGUAUGACUGGCAGUGGUUCAUCGUCGUUAGUAAAUGCUUCUGGAGGUGCAUCUAAACAAAACAGUUCCAACUCACUCGCUCCUAGUGGGAAUAGCACUGGUGGCGGUAAUCGCAUACUUAGUAAAAGUCAGACUUUUUCCAAUAUUCAAACGUCUGCUAAAAAUAAUCAACAAAGUGCUGCCAGUAAUUUGCAUUCCGCCACUAGUGGGGACAGUAGGAGUUCAAGUAAUGUUACGCAAGGAUCCGGUGUUAAAUCGGGUGCUGGUAAAGUUGUAGCGAAUAAGGCCGGCGGUAGCGGUAAAGGUGGAUCGGCAUCAAAUGUUUCAUCGGGUACUGGACAGAAUAGUGCUGGUGGCGGUGGAAAUAAUAAGAAGGACGACGCCCGAAAUGAGUUCACUAGUUGGUGUAUUAAGGCAUUGUCCUCGAUGAAAAGCACCGUUGAUGUUCCAACUUUCAUACAAUUCUUGCAAGAUAUCGAGUCUCCAUAUGAAGUGAAGGAUUAUAUUCGAAUAUAUUUAGGGGAAACAAAGGAAUGUACUGAGUUUGCUAAGCAAUUUUUAGAGCGUCGUAGUAAAUAUAAAAAUCAACAACGUGCACAAAAUGCUCAUAUCGAUGAUAUGUGCUCACCAGCGCCAGCAAUUAAUCCGUCAUCAAAUGAUUUUCAGGAAGUUAAGGGUAAAGGCAAGAAGGUGAAAAAGAACAAAAUGACAAAGUUGGACGCUCGAAUCUUAGGCUUCUCCGUAACGGCCGCCCAAGAUCGAAUCAAUGUUGGCGAUCGGGACUAUGGUGAUGCUGCAUAGGUUCAUUAUCUGCGCAAGACAAAAAUUGUUGCUGCUACUUCAAAAGAAAUAAUGGAAAACAAAGCCACGUUUAUGUUGUAAAACACUUAAUCCGUAAAUACUUUUUUCUCUGACUUGUCGUUGGCGUAAUUAUUUUUUUUUGUUUGUUUUUGUUUGCUUUUGUUUAAAUUCAAUUCCGAAUGAGAAAAGUACUUUUGCAAUUGAUUUUUUUCUGGCGGGAGAUUUUUUUUUAUUGAAUAUCAUCUAGUCCACCUUUAAUACGGAAACUGCUGAGAAGAACACAAGAGAUAUAAUAAUCAUGAAAUUCAUUUAUGUGUUAUGGGUUUCAUUGUCAUCGCACUAAAUUCUUUGUGUGAGCGAAUGUAAUCAUCGAGUUUUCAACUAUACCAUAUACAAUUCAAUCUAUUUUUUAUUAGAAUAAAUGAAUUCACAUGAAAUUUUGGAUUACAUUUAGUUUAUUGUUUCCCUCUGUUUUGUGUAGGGCUCCCAAAGCUUGGUUUUGUUUUAUAUUCCCACUUGAUGGAUAUUGAUUUGUCGUUAAUUCAUGCUCGUUUGCCAUAUAUACAUGUUUAGGUUUUUCGAAAAUAAAUUACAAUAGCCUGUAAUUAGUUUUUAGAGUAACUUUGAAGAAAAUACAUAGUUUCAAAUACCCCAGGAGCGACGACAGCGAAGAGUGAUCAUUUGUUUUCUUCUGUUUUAUAACAAAUGUCGAUAUAUAUGUAUUUAUCAUGCCUUUGUACUAUAUACUUCCGUUACUUUCUCGUUUUUAUUUCAGUUUCCGGAUUUUUCUGUUUGUUUUUAAUAUUCUUUGAAAGAAACGUAUUUCGAAACUGAUUUUAUACACAUAAAUAUAUGAAUGUAUCAUGAUUUUUAUAAGUAAACAGAGAGAGAAAGAUUUAAGAACCCUAUUUUACAAUCAAAUUGUAUAUUGUAAAUAGAUCGUAGUAAGCUAUAUUAUAGUGUACGGCAUGUAAUUAUAAGUAAAAAAAACAAGAAACUACUUGAUGAUGUAUGAUCACAUAAUUCUCAUUAAGACAAAGUGCGCAGUUAGGAGGGAAAAAGCAACAAAAAACUGGUAAUAAUAGACUUGUAUCGUUUUGCAGGUUUUUCAACUCGUUAAUUUCCUUUAUUUUUAAAUGCUGGCAUGUCCUUUUUUAUCUAGUUUUCUCCUAGGUGUACAGUGUGCGGAAGAGAAAAUUCAGAACAGAUGAACGCUGGAAACUCUUAUAUUUAUAGAAAAAACAAAAAAAUAUAUAUAAACCAGAUGACAUGAUUUUUGAAUAUUAUUUAUUACGAAGAUUAGAAGAAAGAUCGUUUUUAUUUUUUAAACAUUAUUCGAACAGUCGAAAAAUUAAAUGAGAUAUUGAGAACACCGCAUCGACUAUUUAUUGGAGUUGCUCUAAUUUUUAUUAUAAUGAAAAUAUUUCUUAUUGUUACAAUCAAAUGUGCCUAAAUAUCACUAAUAAAAUAUUGAAAAGAA